Miscanthus lutarioriparius is the source of this 1539-nucleotide messenger RNA. The record is from the annotation of a GenBank genome assembly. NCBI's taxonomy places the organism in Eukaryota, Viridiplantae, Streptophyta, Magnoliopsida, Poales, Poaceae.
AUGGAAGUGGUGGCGUCGGCGCCGGGGAAGGUGCUCAUCGCGGGAGGAUACCUCGUGCUGGAGCGCCCCAACGCCGGCCUAGUCCUCAGCACCACCGCCCGCUUCUACGCCGUCGUCCGCCCCCUCCGCGACAGCCUCCCCGCCGACUCCUGGGCCUGGGCGUGGACGGAUGUCAAAGUGACUUCCCCUCAGCUCUCCCGAGAGGCCACGUACAAGCUGUCCAUAACGAAAUCGACGUUGCAAUUGACGUCUGCGAGGGAAUCUACAAACCCUUUUGUGGAGCAGGCCAUACAAUUCUCCGUAGCAGCUGCUAAAGCGACCAUUAUUGAUAAGGAGAGGAAGGAUGUAGUUGAUAAAUUGCUGUUGCAAGGUCUGAACAUUACAGUUCUUGGUUGCAAUGAUUUCUAUUCUUAUAGAAAGCAGAUUGAAGCACGUGGUCUUCCUCUUACUCCGGAGGUAUUGCUUUCAUUGCCUCCAUUCUCUUCAAUUACAUUUAACUCAGAGGUUGCUAAUGGAACAACGACUGGAGAGAAAUGUAAACCUGAAGUAGCCAAAACUGGACUUGGGUCAUCAGCUGCCAUGACCACAUCAGUUGUUGCAGCUGUCCUUCACUAUCUUGGUGCCGUUAACCUUUCAUGUCCGGGACAAUCUUCCGGUGAUAAUGCAACUGAACAAGGUCUUGACUUGGUUCACGCUAUUGCCCAAAGUGCACAUUGUAUAGCACAAGGGAAAAUUGGAAGUGGUUUUGAUGUUAGUGCUGCUGUCUAUGGGAGUCAAUGCUAUGUAAGGUUUUCUCCAGAAAUACUCUCCUCGGCUCAGGCUACAGGUGGGACUUCCUUGCCAGAUGUAGUAUCAGAUAUUGUUACGCAAAGGUGGGAUCAUGAGAAUAAACAGUUUUCAUUACCUCCUCUGAUGACCCUUCUCCUUGGGGAACCUGGAACCGGAGGAUCAUCUACUCCAUCAAUGGUUGGAUCUGUGAAACGGUGGCAGAAGUCUGACCCUGAGAAAUCCAAAGAUACAUGGAGUAAACUGGCCAUUGCCAAUUCAGCGCUGGAGAACCAACUGAGAAUCUUAAAAGGACUUUCUGAAAAUCACCGGGAGGCAUAUGAGUCUGUAGUGCGGUCCUGUAGUCAUCUCACGUAUGGGAAGUGGACAGAGGUGGCUACUAACCAAGAUCAAGAAUUAAUUGUUAGAUCAUUGUUGGCUGCAAGGGAUGCUUCCCUUGAGAUAAGGCUUCACAUGCGAGAGAUGGGUAUAGCAGCCGGUGUUCCAAUUGAGCCAGAUUCACAAACACAGCUACUAGAUGCCACUAUGAAUAUGGAGGGUGUUUUACUGUCUGGAGUUCCCGGAGCUGGUGGCUUCGAUGCAGUAUACUCAGUGACUUUGGGGGAUGCAAAUAAUGCUGUAGCAAAUGCUUGGAGCUCAGUUGGCGUUCUGCCACUUCUUGUUCGAGAAGACUGCCAUGGUGUUUCUUUGGAAGAUGCUGACCCAAGAACAAGGGAGGUGUCAGCAGCUGUAUCGUCCAUUCAGAUUAAUUGA